Leishmania braziliensis MHOM/BR/75/M2904 is the source of this 1524-nucleotide messenger RNA. RefSeq lists its product as hypothetical. The coding region runs from base 1 to 1524 and encodes 507 amino acids. The transcript has a single exon. The record is from RefSeq and is a predicted model, not a curated record. NCBI's taxonomy places the organism in Eukaryota, Euglenozoa, Kinetoplastea, Trypanosomatida, Trypanosomatidae.
AUGCCCGGAGUAGUGUCACGCGACUACCGGGCCUCGUGGGAGAUCCCCUAUGACUUCCACCCCCGCAUCCACGCCUACCCCCGAUCUGCAAGCAGUGUCCGGGCUUACAUGAACGCACCGUUGCCAGCCUUGACUUCGGCAGACGCCGCGACGGCACCAGAGCACCAACGGGGCAAGCGCGCAUUGCGGCACUACUGCAUUGGCCCACGUCCGCCAGCUGCAGCAGCUGCGGUCGCGGCAUCGGGGACCGCACAGGCAGCGACGACAGGCACUGCUGCUAGUUCCUCUCGAAUAUCGGCCCCCGUUGUGCCGCAACAGCCGAAGACGCGCACCGGACGUCGUCCUGGACAAGCCUCGCAGGCAGCACCGACCUCCUCCCCAGCCAACGACGACAGCGCUGUAAAGGCGUCGCCCGCAGGUGUCCGGCCACCGACACCGCCACUACACACAUCGGCCCAGGCAAGCGGCGAGGAGUGCGACAUCAGCGCUCAGAGAACCGGUUUGCACCCCGCACGCUCUCCUGCGACCCCAUGUUUCACCGACUGUCGCGUACCACAGAGGCCCAUCAGUGCAGCGGUAGGGGUGGUGCGCCGCUUGCCAUCGAGCCAUCCUACAUGGCGCUGUGGACGAAGUUGCGGUGCGCGGCCGCCCAACUCCACGUCGGUCACCGCCCCAGCCACAGCGGCAGCUGCUAGCCACACUCCAUAUCAUCAUCGAACAAAGCCGCAUUACUCUCUAAGGCCCUCUUACGCUGCCUAUCGUGCUCAGUGGCGGCGGCGCCCGGUCCCAAUCAUCCGCGUGGCGGAUGAGUAUCGUACCCCUCCAGCGGCGCGGGAGUACCGCCUCCAUGCACGGCAGGUCCGACACGCAUCUCGUGAGAACUUCGUGGAGGCGCUGGUGAGCUGCGUGGCCAGCGGAGGUCAGGAGGUGGUGCCCCAUGGCGUCGUAAACGCCUUGACUGACACUCGAGACGCCCGCAGCUUUGACCCGUCGCUGCACAACUACAACGUCAUGGUGAUGGACGCCUUCCAUGACAGCGUCGAGGAGCGGGCGGCACGGCUGCAGGCGACGGAGAAUCGCAUGUGGGAACGGAUGAUCCUGAACGUGGCCCCGCUGGAAGUUGCUCAUCAGCAUGUGGUGGAGGCUGGCGGGGUGUCAGUGCUGGACAGCGGGCACGUUAGCUCGCCGAUUUGUAUCUCUUCUGCUCUGGGAGCAGUGGAUGCGUAUGCGGCGGACCUGGAUGGCGGCGUUGUAGAGGGAAACGAGGCGAUAGCAGUGGUGGUGCGCCCCUUCCCCGAUGAGCUCCUCGGUGAUUCAGAGGCGCUGCGGGUGGCCGAGGCGCAACGACGAUGGCCAAAAGGCCGCGAGUGGGACCGCCAAACGGCCAUCCAGCGUGCCGUAGGCACCACGGCUCAGGAGGCCAUCAUUGACCUCGGCAUCGAUCCGCGGUACCGGCACCCUGGUGACCGCUUGGUGCGAGGGAAGCCAGCGUGUGUGCAGUCAUGUUGCUGCAUCAGUGAGUAA